AAUAUUUGUAACAAAAAACCCUUAUUUUCAUGCAUGGAAUUCUCCUCUAACUACAACACCACACCAACAAGAGAGAGAUCAUAGCCUAUCCAAUACCACCAUUAGCAUCAACCCUUUUCUUCAAAAAUUUUAUUUUUAUUUUCCAUUGCUAACCCAUUAAAUUCGGUUGCUUUGGAAACUGAAAAUUUUGAAGGGUUCUUUCUUCUUCUUUUUUGUUCCUUUUUUUGUGGGUCUAAUCUUUUGUACUUCACAAGAACUGUCACAUCUUAACCCUUUUUUGAUUCUCUUCUGAUCAUCAUCAUCAUCACAUCACUUCUUUAUAUCCUUAUAAAGCUAAGAACUUUUGUGAUCUAUUUUUCUCAACUCGAUCAUGGAAUUUGCUUAGUCUUUUGAAGAAAUUUUGAGGUAAGUGUCAUAUUGUUUUUUGUUUUGUUUGUUAUUGGUUUUAGAAUCUUUAGAUUUAUUACAAUGGAGGAUAGAGUUUGUAAGUAUUGUUUGAAAAGAUUUCCUUGUGGAAAAUCUCUUGGUGGUCACAUUAGGACUCAUAUGAUGAGUGAAAAUUCACUUCAAUCUAAUGAAGAGAAAAGAAUGAAUGCUAAUGCUAGUGUUAAUGCUAUGUUUAAGUUUGAUGAGGGAAGAAAGAGAAAGAGAUUGGAUUUAGGGUCUAAUGGUGGUGGUAGUGGUGGUGAUGAUGGUAACCUUAUUUAUGGUCUUAGAGAGAAUCCCAAGAAAACAACUAGGUUUGUGCACUCCAAUGCUGCUGCUACUGUUCAGAUGGAGAAAUUCUGCAAAGAAUGUGGAAAAGGUUUUCCAUCAUUGAAAGCACUGUGUGGUCACAUGGCUUGUCACUCUGAGAAAGAUAAGGGAGCUAAUCGGAUUGAAAGUGUGUCUGGUGUCCGUGAAAAGCAGAAAUUGGUUAUGGAUAGUCAGUCUGAUACCGAGGCUUCGGUUCAGACUGACUCAAGGAGAUCAAGGAGGAUGAAGUUCAAGAAUCUUAGCGGCGGCGGUGGUGAUAAUAAGUCUUCAUCUUCUCUUCAUUGGGGAAAUUGUUCUUCUUCGGUUUCGGAGGUUGAGCAGGAACAAGAAGAUGUUGCUAGGUGUUUGAUGCUGCUGUCUAGAGAUUCUACUUAUAAGGGUCGUUUUCCUUUGGUGACAGAAUCUUCUGAUAACAAUUCAGUUGUUGUUGAAGAAAAAUCACCUUCUGUUGAUACCAAGUUUGCUGUUAUGAACCGUGGUAAGAACAUUGUUGGCGCUAAAAACAAUGGUUUUGAGCUUGCUGAGAAGAAGCUGAACAAAGACGGGAAGAUGAAAUCGGUCGAAAUUGGUUAUGUUUCUGAUAAUUCGGAUUCUGGAUACUUCACUUAUGGUCCUAAAAAAGUAGAAUCAGAUGAUUCAAGUGAUGGUUUUUUCAGGAAUGAUGCUAAGUCUUCAAAAGUUGGAUACUUUUCUAGUUUCCAGGAUCAUGAUUUUGAAUCAAGCAAGAAGAUAAUAAGCAGAGGAAGAAACAGAAACAGUGCUGAAUUCAAGAAAGUAGUUUUGGAAAAUUCUAGCAAGAAAACAAAAAAUGGUUAUAACAAUGAAGUGUAUGAGAGUUUGAAGAUUGAUAGAGAAAGUUAUUCUGAAGAUUCAGCUUAUGAGAGUGAUGAAAACAGCUCAGAAAGUGAUUCUUAUCCUGCUCCAAAGGCACAAAGCAAUAAGAACAUGAAUGGAAAAACUAAUAAGAAGUCAAGUUACAAAGGAAAGAAGAAAAUGAAGUCAAAGAAAAGCAAAGAACAUGAAUGUCCAAUUUGCAACAAGAUUUUCAAGUCAGGACAAGCUUUAGGGGGUCACAAAAGAUCCCAUUUUAUUGGAGGAAAUGAUGAUAACACUCUUGUGAUUAGACCAGCUGCUGCUGCUCAUGCUCAUGCUGCUCCUGCUGCUCAUGCUCAUGCUGCUCCUGCACCUCCUGCUUUUGCUGCUGCUGCUAAUCCAUCUUUAUUUGAUCUUAAUCUACCUGCUCCUGAUGAUGAAUAAAGGUUUUGGUUUUGGGUCAUUUUGAAGCAUGUUUUUUUGUUAAGGAAUUAUGAAAAAGGUUUUGUCUUUAUCCCAUAUGAUGAAAGCAAUGACAAUGUACAGACAAGUGGGUAAUUGGUUGGUACUUUUUUAUGGUUUCUUAGAUUCAUUAUUUGGUAGGAGUAAUUUGUUUCUUUUCAUGUUCUUCUUUGAAGCAUGAUGACAAUUUACUAGUUUUUCAAUUAAGUUCUAUUUCCCUUUUCCAAGUAAAACCAUACUCUUGAAAUUUAUAUUCCUAUGGUGCAUAAGUGCAUAUGUUGGGUUCAUCCACCA
Medicago truncatula (barrel medic) is the source of this 2325-nucleotide messenger RNA. Its product is annotated as dentin sialophosphoprotein. The record is from RefSeq and is a predicted model, not a curated record. Lineage: Eukaryota; Viridiplantae; Streptophyta; Magnoliopsida; Fabales; Fabaceae. The transcript has a single exon. The coding region runs from base 469 to 2013 and encodes 514 amino acids.